AUGGCUUCGCAACUCGACUUGUUCGUUCUCGGUCUCGGAGGCUUGCUAGCCGUCCUUUAUCUGUUCCGUGACAGCUUGUUCGGCGGUGCCAAGGACACUGGUUCCAAGCUUGCCAAUGGCGCCCCUCUCGCUGCUACCGACCAAGGUGGCGCCGACUUUGUCUCGAAGCUCAAGUCCCAAAACAAGCGCAUCGCCAUCUUCUACGGCUCCCAAACCGGUACCGCCGAAGAAUACGCCACCAAGCUCGCCAAGGAGGCCAAAGCCCGUUUUGGCACCUCUUCUCUCGUCCUCGAUCCCGAGGAGUACGAGUUCGACAAACUUGACCAGAUGCCCCAAGACACCGUUGCCGUCUUUGUCAUGGCAACUUACGGCGAGGGUGAGCCCACGGACAAUGCCGUUGGCCUCAUGGAGUUCAUCGAAAACGAGUCGCCCGAAUUCUCCAACGGCAGUGAGCGUCUCGAGAACCUCAACUACGUCAUCUUUGGCCUUGGAAAUCGGACCUACGAGCAUUUCAACGCUGUUGCCCGCAAGCUCGAUGCGCGUCUUCAGUCUCUCGGCGCCAAGCGCAUUGGCGAGCGAGGCGAAGGUGACGACGACAAGAGCAUGGAGGAAGACUACUUGGCCUGGAAGGACUCCAUGUUCGAGGCACUUGCCACUUCGCUCAACUUUGAAGAGGGCGGUGGAGGUGAUGUGCCCGAUUUCAAGGUCACCGAACUUGCCAACCACCCCGAUGACAAGGUCUACCACGGCGAGCUUUCCGCUCGUGCGCUGCUUGGCACCAAGGGCAUUCACGACGCCAAGAACCCGUACAACGCCGUCGUCAAGGAGGCUCGCGAGCUGUUUGUCCAAGGCACCGCCGAUCGUACUUGCGUCCACAUCGAAUUCGACAUUGAUGGCUCCGGAAUCUCGUACCAGCACGGCGACCACAUUGCCGUGUGGGCACACAACCCCGAGCCAGAGGUUGACCGUGUUCUCGCCGUAUUUGGUCUCCUCGACAAGCGCACCACCGUGAUCGACGUCGAAUCGCUUGACCCCACCCUUGCAAAGGUGCCCUUCCCCGUCCCCACCACGUACGAAGCCGUCUUCCGACACUACAUUGACAUCACCAGCCAUGCCUCAAGACAAACGCUCAACAGCUUUGCCAAGUUUGCCCCUUCGCCCGAUAUCCAAGCCAAGCUGGAAAAGGUCUGUGCCAACAAGGACAUUUUUCAGGCCGAAAUCGGCAGUCGCUUGCUCAAGACCACAGAGGCCAUGCAGUGGAUCGCCGGCGACGAUCUUCAGGCUGACGUCAGCUCCAUAAAACCCUGGAACGUACCCUUUGAUCGUGUAAUCUCGGAUCUUCCUCGUGUUGGUCCUCGCUUCUACUCGAUCUCGUCCAGCCCCAAGAUGCACCCCAAGUCGGUCCACAUCACGGCUGUCGUGCUCCGAUACCAGGCCAACAAGUCCGCCCCCUGGGUGCACGGUCUUGCCACCAACUUGAUUAGCUCCAUCAAGAUGGCCAAGAAUGGCGAGCAGCCAACUGGUCCCUCCGACCCGCGCUAUGGCACCCCAAAGUAUUUGCUGGACGGUCCGCGAGGCGCUUACACAAAGGACGGCGCAUUCCGUGCUCCCAUCCACAUUCGACGCUCCAACUUUCGUCUACCCACCUCGCCCAAGAUUCCUGUCAUCAUGGUCGGUCCCGGUACUGGCGUUGCGCCUUUCCGCUCUUUUGUGCAAGAUCGCGUUUGCAGCGCCGAAAAGGCACUCGAGAAGUCCAACGGCAAGUCGGCUCAGGAGGCGCUCAAGGACUGGGGCAAUCUCUGGCUCUUCUACGGCUGCAGGAAGGCCGACGAAGAUUUCCUUUACCGUGACGAGUGGCCGCAAUACGCACAGAAGCUCGGCGGCAAGUUCAUCAUGGAAACCUCGCUUUCGCGCGAAAAGUUCAAGCCUGACGGCUCCAAGCUUUACGUGCAGGACUUGAUCUGGGAGCGACGCAAGCAGAUUGCCGAGGACAUUCUGGAGCGCAAGGCGUACAUUUACAUUUGCGGUGAAGCAAAGGGUAUGGCGCACGAUGUCGAGGCCAUCUUUGGCAAGAUCCUCGAGGAGGCAAAGGGUUCGGCAGAAGAGGCCAAGAAGGAGAUCAAGUUGCUCAAGGAACGCUCGAGGCUGCUUCUCGAUGUAUGGUCCUAA
Mycosarcoma maydis (corn smut) is the source of this 2169-nucleotide messenger RNA. Its product is annotated as putative NADPH-cytochrome P450 reductase. The coding region runs from base 1 to 2169 and encodes 722 amino acids. The record is from RefSeq and is a predicted model, not a curated record. Lineage: Eukaryota; Fungi; Basidiomycota; Ustilaginomycetes; Ustilaginales. Gene Ontology annotation, molecular function: flavin adenine dinucleotide binding; NADPH-hemoprotein reductase activity; FMN binding. The transcript has a single exon. Gene Ontology annotation, cellular component: cytosol.